CAAUAGGUCUGACCCUCGUUGAUGGCAUUUUCGGUGUGAUACUGCAACUGAUCCUCUGCAGCUUUUCUCUCUGCUGGUGAUGCAAUUCAGACCCAUGGACCGGCCCCAGGGCAACGCAUUACAUAAGCACUAUUAAUCACAUGAUGUACGCAUUCCCAUCUGCGCGACGCGAACAAAACAAUUUGAGUUCUGGGGACAAAGCUGGGGUGCGCUGUGUCCUUUGUCUCAACGCUCUGCAUAGUCGGACAUACUAUUUUGCUGGAUUUCUUGGGUUUUGUCUUUUCUAGCAUUGGACACUGCGGAUCUUUGUUCUACCGUCACCUUUGCGUCCCGCAAUGCAUGAUUUCGUUUUCCGCCUCCAUGACCGAUCUGCGAAAAACGCGCCUUAGGUCGCGGACUUUUCGAUGCCUCCGAAUCCCCCUCAGCGUAAAGCUUUAUCCUUUGAAAACCCGUCGCUUUCAGACGAAGAUGUCGGCCUCUUGUAUCAGAUCGUUAUCCGCGCGGAGCUGGAUCCGGACGCCAACCGACUUCCCUUCAGGGCGUUGUUCAAAGCGUACGAUGAGGUCAUUGCCGAGCAUGAAGUGGACGCGGAUCCAGGCCAUGCCUGUCUGCGCUUCCUCUUCAAGAUGGGAAGCAAAGAAGUCGUAGGCGAUUCUCUCUUCGAAAAGUUCGAGAAUCUGCUUCGCCAAAUGGGUAUUGUCAUUGAAUUCGGUGGCGAUGAUACCUUUACCGAAACGAAUGAUACAUAUGAGGACAAAGAACCCUCAAUUGAAGGGUUGCGCAAUAGGAGGGUUGAUCGCGAUACGACGUCAAGAGAGGAUACCACACAGACAAGGCGCCGUAGGCGAGCAUCCUUCAACUCUAUGUACGAUGUUGGUGAAGACAUUACGCAAAGAAGCUUCGCCAACCGCCCGAGCUCGCGUUCCUCCAUGUCGCGUCUGCAGACAGGGAAGACUGAAUUCCCUGAGCCGACACCGGCGCGGGGCGAGAAACAACGGAUCUCUCCUGACAGGACUCAAUUAAUGGCUCAGUUUGUGGACGUUGGGCGAAAGUUGAUGCGCCGAAUGGAGGAGCUGGCUUCUAAGGAGGAGAGGCGGGAUAGAACACCAGCUUUUGUUGGCAAAGAUGCCAGAUCUGCGGUUGACCGAGACCGUUCUGAGAGAAUGGCAGAAGCCUCGCGAUCAAAGUCACGGUCCCGGCCUGCCCGCGCCGCCAGCUCCAUAGCCUCGGAUGAAGACAGUGAAGGGUCUACUACAUCCUCGCAGGAGGACGCGCACAACUCUUUCGAGAAGAGGGAAGUACCUCCAGAAAUGCUGUAUAGACCAUCACUCUCCGAUUUGCUGCGCGAUGCUUCGACAUUCAAUAUGUAUCGUCAGCGCGCAAUCGCUCGGCGCAUUCUGACGCAGUGGUUGAAGAAGGCGGUUCAGACGCAACAGACACACCGAAAUAUGGAAGUGGUCGCGGUCAAUCGCGACAGGGUAACCCUCCUACGGCAAGCUUUUGAGACGUGGCGUACAAUUAUCCAAGAUAAACGCCGGGUGGCUCAGACAGAGAAAUUUUUCAAACAUCUCGAAGAGCGUGCUGGACGCGCCAGAGACCUAUAUCUUAUGACCAAAGCUUUCACGCAUUGGGCGCAAAUCGCCUCUGACGAAGUUGCAAAAACGUCAGCUGCGCGACGACAUAUCCUGCGUGUCAAGUAUUUCAACGCUUGGCGUGAAAUCACAGCUGUCAAUGAGCUGAAAGCUCAGCGAUUCGCGCUGCGAAGACCCUUUAAUGCCUGGCGAAGCAAGGCUCGAGAAGCAAAGGAAAUGGAGCAAAAAGCGGUGGCAGUCCAUAACAAAAAACUGACACAUGCGGUCUACUGGCAAUGGUUCUGGAGUUUCUGUGAUCGGCGGGCACCCCAGUGGUACGAUCAUCGCCUCAAGCGACGUUCCUUGCUUUACUGGCUGCGAAAGUUCCGCAUGAAUAGGGAGCGUAUUCAAGAAAUAGACGCGAAGAAUAAGCAUACUGCUACUGCGACAGCUUGGCAGCUAUGGCAUCAGAGAUCUGAAGCUAUUGCUGCUGCAGAAAAGGACGCUAUAUCCAUGGAUCGAAAGCAAGUCCUGCAGGAAAAGCUCGAGGAAUGGAGAGUCGAGGCUCGAUUACGCCCAAUUGCUUCUCGCGUCUCCGCCACGAUAGAUAGAAAUAUUACCCAAACGGCAUUCUCGCAGUGGGCCAAACGGCUCCGAAUGCUCAGAGAAGCAAAAGAAGUGGAUCGACUGAGGGUUAUGCGCAAUGCAUGGACCGCUUGGAAUGAUCUACUUCGAUGUCAGGCUCUGACUGCGCGGAUAGAAGAGCGCAUGAAGAUGGAAAUCAUGUACAAAUGGAUCCUCGCAGAGCGAUUUCGGUUGAUGCAAAGGAUCCGUGAUCAACGAAUCACGCGCGAUGUGUUCUCUCGGUUUGUGACAAACGUGCGUGACACUUAUACACGUCUCUUGCAGCAUGCCGAUGUACAUGAGGAGUACCGUAACGAAGAACUUCUCCGAUCAAAAUUCAUCUGUUGGCGGGAACAGCUUGCGCUUCAGCGCCAACGCGAAGUGGCUGCGGCUGAAUUCUAUGCGCCACGCCUUCAGCAGGAAUCGCUCGUGGCCUGGCGCUCGAAACACCAACACAUGACGAAAUUGGAGGGGUGGGCUCGCGACGCAAGGUAUUACUUCCUAGCGACCCGAACGAUCAAAAAGUGGCACAAGGCUACAUUGGACUCUGCCAAGCGUCGUCGUCAGGAAGCCUAUGCCAAGAUCCGGCGAAAGAUCAAGAUCAAUCUUGCCCUCAAUGCGCUAACGCACUGGCAAUCGAGAGCUCAGCAUGUAGCAGAAUUGGAGCAGCAAGCCAUAGCCCUUUGUCGGAGCAAGACUUUGGUUAUCGCAGCAGAAUAUGUGGAGACAUGGCGCGACUCGACAGAUAAAAGAGUACAGGACUGCGAAGAAGCAGACAUCUUGUACGCCCGCCAGAUUGCUCGAGGUCAUCUGGCACGCUGGAGGGAAUCAUCCGCCAAGUAUCGCGACCUGAAGCAACAAGCGAACGACGUUUACCGCCUGCACGGCUUGGGUCGCGCAAACGGUCAGCUCCGCAAACUCAGCCUUCGCGUCUUCCAGAUCAAGAGCUCUUUCGAAACUGCGAAUUCUAUGCAUGAACGCAAUUUGAGAAAACAUGCAAGAAGCAUGUUCCGCCAUUGGUUAGAGAAGGCCAGGAUGAGACUUGAAGCCCGAGACAUUCCGGGUCCAUUGAAAACUCCUGCAAGAGCCUUUGACGGUGCACUCACGAACGGGACAGACGAGGUCAUUUUUGAUCCUUGGUAUCGAAAUGAGACUCCAUUCAAGCUCAGCGAUUUCCGUACCGAGUCUCAAGUACCCUCAGCAACUCCGCUUACCACCCCUAACUACAUGAUGUCUCCGUCCAAGCGAGCCGCGCGAGCCAAAGCGCUCACGCAAAUUUCUACAACCCCUGCGACGCCUCUGUAUACGCCGUUUGCCAGUCGAUUGUUGCGUGCCGAGGGUAUGGGCACGCGGACUGGUUCAAGCUUCCGGAAUCGCAAUAGCCGGGGCAACGGCUUAGGCACAAGUGUGCGAUUUGUCGAUCAACCCCCUGAGUCGCCGACUGACGGUCGAGGCUCGGGGAAUCGACGUCCUUGAGAUAUUAUCUGCUUAUCUGCUUCUGAAGAAGUUGGCGCUUUUGUUCGUGUAUAUGCUUUCCUUUUUGAUUCGUUUCGCAAUUGGUGCAUUAUUGGAUGAGCAUAUCGAUACCUUGUUGCAUGUUCGCGUGGCGUGUGGUCAAGUGCAUCAUGGGUUUUUGGGUAUUUAUAUCGACGUAAACCACUGUUGAUUUUGGAUAUAUGUACUAUGAGUGAUACACGACCAAGCGAUUCUGUGAUGAGUAACGCAAUUAAGUGCAGACGGUGUUUAUCUGCUUCUUGGACAUUUUGGAUGCCAUGGCUUUCAGAGUUUCAAGCACUGGAUCAUUAGUUGCCAAAGAUAGUGGUGCCAGAUUCAUUCACUGUCUUCCAUCUAUGGGCUUGAUUCUGCGGCCAUCACAGGCUCCUUCCUCUAUAUAAACAACAAGCACAUGAGACUCAACUCUUACUCUUGCUUUCCCUUAAU
Messenger RNA from Aspergillus novofumigatus IBT 16806, 4136 nucleotides. Its product is annotated as Sfi1 family protein. The transcript has 2 exons. Lineage: Eukaryota; Fungi; Ascomycota; Eurotiomycetes; Eurotiales; Aspergillaceae. The coding region runs from base 405 to 3671 and encodes 1088 amino acids. The record is from RefSeq and is a predicted model, not a curated record.